Messenger RNA from Hermetia illucens (black soldier fly), 1413 nucleotides. Its product is annotated as coagulation factor IX-like. Gene Ontology annotation, biological process: proteolysis. The transcript is spliced from 8 exons. Bases 140 to 1003 code for a protein of 287 amino acids. The record is from RefSeq and is a predicted model, not a curated record. Gene Ontology annotation, molecular function: serine-type endopeptidase activity. NCBI's taxonomy places the organism in Eukaryota, Metazoa, Arthropoda, Insecta, Diptera, Stratiomyidae.
UCAUUUUCAUAAAGUUCGUGCUGAACGCAUAUCGUGUUUUUAAUAUAAUAAUCAAAUUUUGUGUAUUUUAAAUAAUCCAGAUUUUGCUGUUAUUUAUUAUUUAUAAUUAAUUAUAAUUUAAACAAACAUUUUUUCGAUCAUGUUGGCUAUUCAUUUCCUGUCUAUAUUUAUUUUUAACUUAAAGUUUUCAAAAUGUGGAGAAUCGGGCCGAGUAAUAAAUGGCACUAAGGCUACUUUUGGUCAAUUCCCUUUCAUGGUUGCCUUAAUAGAAAGAAGCGCAGAAAAUUGUAAGGUGAACUGUGCAGGAACUCUCAUUACCGAGCUGAAUAUUCUGACGGCGGCAAAAUGUUUCAGAAAGCCAGGAGCAGUGGCUAACAAUUUCGCCUUUGCAGGUGACAUUGAUGUUGGGGAGGUGGUAGAUAUUCCACCAAGUAGGCAAGUUCGAACCAUAGUAAGAGCCACUACUCAUCCAAGUGCGUUCCGCAACUUACCUAAGACAAACUCAGCCUUCGAUGUGGCUGUUCUCGAAGUGAUAGCUCCAUUCAAGCUAACACAAUAUGCCAACCUUGCUGCAGUGGCGCCUAAUGAUUUACCAAAUUUAUCAUAUUGUAUGGGACUGGGAUUUGGCAAGAUUGGUGAUAAUGCACCAAGCGGAAAAUUACAUUAUGGAAGGUUACGUAUAGACCGGUCCAUAUGCAAAUGCCCUUGUUGUUACUGUAUUUAUUCUACAGAAGUGGAAAUGCCUGCGAAUGAUCUUGGAAGCCCCCUGCUUAGCCAUCUUGAUGAGCACCAGUCCCCUCGAUAUAUAUAUGGACUACUCUCCUCAGGUUACACAGAUAAAUCGGGAAUGUUAUAUUAUGAAUAUCCCAGACUAUCGAAUCUGAAUAAAUGGAUCAACAUGCAAUUGAACAAGUCCCAUGAAGUACCAAUGAGCAGUGCAAGCGUAUUGAAGCUGGGAGGCAUUCACCUGAUGGGAAUAUAUAUUCUUGACCAGAUUGCAUAAAGUAUUAUCCACAUUAAUCUACCAAAUCCCGGGACGCUUCGUAACGAAUCGGGUCAAAUGGCGUUGUUCUUUAAUUUACUCAGGACCUUCAUAAAGCUGUAUCGAAUAAUAUCCAAUAUGUGCUUAUAUUCCCUUAUGAGGAGAGGCAGAAUCCGGGAAUAGUCUACUUGUAAGAGGUAAAGGAAAGGAAAGGAGAUAUCUUGACGAAAGGGCUUACUAUGAUUAUACAUGGCGUAGAGUAUUGACUGAGAAUCAAUUGAAAUAGCUGGUGGUGAAAGAGUUUUUGCUUUGAAAGGUGUUGUUCCUUUUCGGACUUGCUGUUUCAUAUAUUCCUGUCUACAACUUUUAUUUUAUAAGAUUUUACAUAUAUAUUUUCAAUAAAAAAAAUAACUUAUCUUUGAUUACAUAUA